UAAUGAAAAGGGUUUGGUUCUCCUUUAAGCUAUGUUUAUAAACAAAGGGUGAUGGUGAAACCUCCAGCUACUUUGUGAGCAGCAAUAUGAGUUCAACGAAUGUUAUUUUGAAUUCUGACACAUUUUUCCUUUUGAUUAGAUUCCAUCUCAGAUAUUAUCGCUUCUUCCUUGCGAUGGUGCACACUAUAAUGGAGAUUAAUGCGUCUGAUGAUCUUCUGCCCAAUAUAACACUGGGCUUCAGACUCUAUGAUUCUUGUUACAAUGAGGUACGAUCAUUAAUGGGAGCUGAAUGGAUUUUGUCAGGGAAGGAAAACGUGGUUCCCAAUUUUAACUGCAAUAAAGACAUCAUGCCGUUGGCUAUUAUUGGUGAUUUGCCCACAAAGGCUUCAAUACCUAUAGCCAGGAUCUUGGGAUUGUACAGAUACCCACAGGUUAGCUAUGGAUCACUUCACCCUUCAUUGAGUGAUAAAACACAGUUCCCUUCCUUCCUCAGAACGAGCCAUAAUGCUGACUAUGAGGUUUUUGCACUUGCUCAGUUGUUGAAGUACUUUAACUGGACAUGGGUGGGUAUCAUAUCCUCAGACAAUGACUUGGGAAGAUCAGGGGCUCAACUGGUAAGUCGAGAGAUUGAGAAAAAUGGUGGAUGUGUUGCAUUUCAUGAGAUACUUCCCAUAGUCAACUUCAUGAAGUCCAUUUUCCAUAUUGUUGAUGUCAUCCAGAAAUCCAGAGCAACAGUGAUCAUUGUGUAUUGCACUAUAGAAAGCUUCAUCCCAUUAAUUGAGGAGGCAUCACUUCAUAAUAUCACUGACAAAGUGUGGCUGGGCACUACUAUUUGGUCCAUAUCAUCUGACUUUCCAAAGCAUGAACUUCGAACUACCUUAAAUGGAAGCCUUGGAAUAGCAAGUCAACAUGGGGAAAUUCCAGGAUUUAAGGAAUUUUUGUACAGUCUUAAUCCUGACAUUUCUUUGGAUGAUCUUCUAAUAAAGACAUUUUGGGAGAAUGCAUUUCAAUGUGUUUGGCCAGAAAAUAAUACCAACAAUAAUCCAUCUCUGGCACAGCUUAGAGAAGAUAUUGUUUGGUGCACAGGAAAGGAGAGAGUGGACAGUAUUGAUCCUGAUGUAUUUGAUGUAUACAACUUCAGAGUUACACACAAAGUCUAUACUGCAGUCCUCACAGUAGCACAUGCUUUGCACCAGAUGAAGAACUGUGUUCCAGGGAAAGGACCAUUCAAGGAUGGAUCAUGUGCUGAUAUUUAUAAUCAUCAGCCUUGGCAGCUACUUCAUUAUAUAAAAAACAUUAAGUUCAACAACUCCGCAGAAGAGCAGAUAUUUUUUGAUGCAAAUGGGGAUGUUCCUCUCUAUCUGGACAUCUUGAAUUGGCAAAUGUUUCCUAAUGGAAGCAAUCAGUAUGUCUACAUUGGCUCCUUCGAUGCACAAGCUCCAAAAGGCCAAGAGCUCAAGAUACAGGACAACAAGAUUUUAUGGAAUGUUGGAUAUGACCAAAUCCCUGUCUCGGUGUGCAGUGACCCUUGUCCAAGAGGCCACAGAAGAGCCACCAUUCAAGGAGAAAAGAUCUGCUGCUUUGAUUGCCUGCCAUGUUCUGAAGGAGAGAUUCUCAACCCAAAUGAUGACAGUGAAUGUCUAAAGUGCCCAGAAGACAAAUGGCCUGACGGCAUAAAAGAAAAAUGCCUUUCAAAACCAAUUCAGUUCCUUUCUUAUGAUGAGACGUUGGGUUUUUCUCUUGCCAGUAUUUCAGUCUUGUUUUGUCUGCUUACGUUUUCUGUCUUCUGCCUGUUCAUAGUUAAACGGAAGACUCCCAUAGUAAAAGCAAAUAACAGAGAGCUCAGUUACCUACUUCUCAUCUCCCUCAUGUUUGGCUUCCUGUGUUCCUUGCCAUUCAUUGGUAGACCCAACCUGAAGACGUGCAUGAUACGCCAGGUCCUGUUUGCUGUUAUUUUUUCAUUUUGCAUUUCAGUCAUCCUAGCAAAGACCGUCACUGUCGUAAUGAUAUUUAGUGCCACAAAUCCAGACAGUAAGUUGAAAAAAAUGGUGACACUGAGAAUACCUGUUUAUAUUGUCCCUGUGUGCACAAUGGUUCAGUUAAUUCUAUGUAUUGUUUGGUUGGCCAGGGCAGCUCCAUUUGCAGAAUUCAAUAUGGCGGCAGAAAUAGGGAAAAUAGUGAUUGAGUGCAAUGAAGGCUCUAGGGUGUUAUUUUCAUGUGUGCUGGGGUAUAUGGGUUUGUUGGCAGCUAUUAGUCUAUUAGUUGCCUUUUUGGCGAGGAAGCUCCCUGACACAUUUAAUGAGACCAAGUUCAUUACAUUCAGUAUGUUGGUAUUUGCCAGUGUUUGGCUGACAUUUAUACCCGCUUACCUCAGUACCAGGGGGAAACAGAUGGUGGCAGUAGAAAUCUUUGCUAUACUAUCCUCAAGUGCUGGACUUCUUGUUUGUAUUUUUAUUCCAAAAUGUUAUAUAAUAUUAUUGCACCCAGAAAUGAACACCAAACAGUAUAUCACUGGAAGGACUGCCAGGAGCACAUGAUUAUUACUAAGGGUUUCAUGUCUUUUUUUGGAUAUGUUUAAAAAAGAAAGAAUGAAGAACUAAAAAAUUAAAUAACAAAAAACAAUCUUAAAUUAUAAGGGGUUAUAAUAACCAUUUCAUAGUACGGAACAAGGUUUUUCAUGUGUUUGAGUAGGACUGGGGA
Xenopus laevis (African clawed frog) is the source of this 2700-nucleotide messenger RNA. Its product is annotated as extracellular calcium-sensing receptor. The transcript has 5 exons. The record is from RefSeq and is a predicted model, not a curated record. NCBI's taxonomy places the organism in Eukaryota, Metazoa, Chordata, Amphibia, Anura, Pipidae. Bases 87 to 2537 code for a protein of 816 amino acids.